Messenger RNA from Necator americanus (New World hookworm), 2406 nucleotides. RefSeq lists its product as uncharacterized. The transcript is spliced from 13 exons. The coding region runs from base 1 to 2406 and encodes 801 amino acids. The record is from RefSeq and is a predicted model, not a curated record. NCBI's taxonomy places the organism in Eukaryota, Metazoa, Nematoda, Chromadorea, Rhabditida, Ancylostomatidae.
AUGCUGGCUACACACCACGUAAUGGUGUUGAUUGGUUCAUUCGUUUCUGUGUCGUGUGCUUCUCAUCAGUGCAAUACAGGCGAGAGAGAAGAGCAGACAACGCUCAUGAAGCACGCACAGCCUUUUCGUUGUUUCCUUGUGGAAUUCAUUAAAACGGGGAACAGUUGCUCAUUUCAAUCUCAAAAACUAGGAUUUUCUCUCAGUUCAGUGGCCACUUGUGAACUUUCAAACACAACAAUUGUAUGUUACUGUUCGGGAGACUGUAAAGAAGAGAUUAAGACCAGCAUUAAGAACAUAAUGAAGAACAGUAUAAGCAGUGAAGAAUACAGUAAUGAUAAUUGGAAAAGUAAUUGUCUUGAAAAAAUGCUCGAGUUCUGGAGAAAUUUCACUUUCACCAGCAAUUUAGAAGAUUCAAAUAUACUCAGGGAAGCACAAUUAAUUAAUAAUCGACGGAUUCAAGGUGAAGAACCUGAAAAAGAGACAAAAUCUCGUGAAAUAGUCGUGAACAGGCUCAAGAGUGCGUCAUUGAAGGCGAAGAACAGCAAAACCACUAGAAAAGUCAACAAUAAAUCCACCAGAAAGAUCAACAAUAAAUCCACUAAAAAGGGCAACAAUAAGUCUACUAAGAAGGGCAACAAUAAAUCCACUAAAAAGGGCAACAAUAAAUCCACUAAAAAAGCCAACAAUAAGUCUACUAAGAAGGGCAACAAUAAAUCCACUAAAAAGGGCAACAAUAAAUCCACUAAAAAGGUCACCACUAAAAAGAUCAACAAUAAAUCCACUAAAAAAGUCACCAAUAAUUCCACUAAACGAUCUAAACGAUCCACUACUAGUGUGCCCACGUCCACUACUUCAACUACGUCCACAUCGGAACCAACAACUACCCCUGAACCAACAACUACCCCUGAACCAACAACUACUCCUGAACCAACAACUACUCCUGAACCUACAACAACAACAUCAUCGACCACUACUUCUUCGACGUCUACUUCGACUUCUACCGUAUCUACUUUUAAACCUAUACCGUUAACUUUGCCACCUGUACGUACGACAACAUCUACACCUAAACCUAGUUCCACUACGAUUACUACCACGAUGAAGCCUACCGUAACAAGAACAAGAACAACAACAACAACAACAACAACAAGGGUAGUUGAAAUAAGACUGAGUCAAAAACUACUACACCAACUACUCGUCGCUCACAAUCAAGAAAAAAAACUAAAUUUUCAUCACCACCAACUAAAAGGGACUUCAGUAGCACAUCGACGAAAGUGGUUGAAACUAGCUUCAAAACAAUCGUUUUCUAACCAGUCCACUAUAGAUCCAAUAGCAUAUGAAAAAGCAGUGGAACAGAUAAAAGCACAGCGAAACUCAAGGAAAAAACUACUCAUGCUCACAUAUCUGAGAGUGAUAUGGUUACUCGGCGGGAUAUCCAUGCUGCUCAUCUUCCAGCUAGUGCUGAUUCAUUGUUACGUACAACAAAAGCAGAGAAGCGAUCGUGAUGUGGAGAGUGGUUCUCGAAAAAAACGAGAAAAAAGAAAACCUUCAAAGAAAAAUAAAAAGUCCAACCGCAGAUCGUUCUUCAGGGAUAAAAUUUUCAAAAGAAUAUCUGCUAGCGGAAAUCGUAAGAAGAAAAAAGAUGAAAAGAGUGAAAUUAAGGAGCAGAAGACACCUGGUUCUCGAGAAGAUCCGAAUUCAACGGGAUCUCGAGAUCCACCAACUCCAGAAUAUCCGGCACCGUUCCGACAUCUCUCGAAUUCGAUUGUCGAACUGAAUCCCACACAAGUACAGGAACCGCAGUCAGUGACAGCUCAAGCACCUCCAAAGGCGCUAAUCAGUCGCGUUGAGUCGCUACCCGGCCAAGUGUCUCCGGUGACGUCGAACCAAAAACCGCCGGCCGCGGCAAGUCCUCCGAAUAAAAGCGGCUUCUCGAAGCCUGAGCAUCCGACAAGGCAGAAGAGAAGGAAGACGGACCCAUCGAAGUCCAUAUAUGUCACUUCGACAAAAAAACCACUUGGUUUCAAAGUUGCGGACACACCGGAGUUUCUUGAAUUGGCCAGCGAUAGCGCUCGUAGAGAAUACAUCGAACUGGAUAGCAAUCUGAACAUUCCGGUAGGAGUGAUGAGAAAAGCUCAGGAUGCAUGGGCGAAAAAAGUCGGUGAUCCCGUAUGGAGUGCCUAUCUCGAACACGUGACCACACAAGACGCAGCAAAAGAAGCGGAAAACAAUCGUAUGAAUGAGAUCGUCGAGAAACUCUCGCCUGCAGCUCAAGAAGCUGACAGAGCGAUUCGAGGAAUUUAUUCCAAUGAAACCCUAACGAGAAAGGAAAUCAAUGCAGAAGUGUCGAAAAAAUUGAAGAAAUUACCGAAAAAGGUCUACAACGAGCUUAUACUUGCUAGUCAGUGA